CUUUCUCUCUCUUCCUGAAUUUUGACCGUUGCUUUUCUCAACGUCUCUCUCCUUCCCCCUCUCUCCCCGAUCAACCUUCAUUUUUCUUCAAAGCUUUCACCAUUCUCACCUUCAGUAGCUGAGGAAACUCCUUAUGAUCCUAGUGAGAGACAGGAAAGAAUAAAAUUGCUAUUUCCAUUUUGAUUCAAAACUGAAACAUUCAUAAAGUUAAAGAAAAGAAAAAGCAAGAAAUGGGAUGUUCUACAUCAAAGCUGGAUGAUGAAGAGGCAGUUCAGCUUUGUAAAGAUAGAAAGCAAUUCAUUAAACAGGCACUAGAGCAAAGAACCCGGUUUUCUUCAGGACACAUAGCUUAUAUCCAAUCCUUGAAAAGAGUUUCUGCUGCUCUUUGCGAGUAUGUGGAUGGUGAUGAACCCCGUGUGUUCUUGCUAGAUUCAUUUGUAACUCCACAAUUGACACCAGUGAAGAAAAUAAGUUCCGGUUUCAUCUCAAUUUCACCAAAAUCUAUUCCACCGGCACAAAUCGAGUCACGCUCCAACUCAUCUUUGAAGGUGAAUUACUUAAGGUCAGGUGGGAACCCAGCAGUUUCAGUUGAAGAAAGGCCUCCAUCACCAGAAACAGUCCGAGUUGAAGCUUACUCUCCAAUGCACCAGUAUGGAUAUGAUGGAUUUUUUGGAAUGCAACAAUCACCGCGAAGUUCUUCAUUCUUCUCUUAUUCACCCAACAAUAGACCCGGUAUCCCUCCUCUUUCGCCGCAAAAUUCGCAAUGGGAUUUCUUUUGGAACCCAUUUUCAUCCUUGGACAGCUAUGGUUAUCCAAACCAAAGCAAUCUUGAUCAAACAACCAUGGAAGAUGAGAUCAGAGAACUAAGGCAGGUUCGAGAAGAAGAGGGGAUUCCAGACUUGGAGGAAGAUGAAACAGAGCGAGAAGAAUCUGAGAGUAAUGCACAUGUAAGAGAGAAAAGAGCUGAAACUCAUACACAUUUCUCCAGACAAGAUGUCCUUGUAGAAGAUGUCCAUGAGGAUGAGGAAGAGGAAAUAUAUAGCCAAACUGAUCCAGAGCAUGAGGUGGAAGGCUUACAGUCCCACGGAAGAACAAACAUAGAUAUUUCACGGGCUCAAAUGACUGGGCAAAUUGAAGUCAGUAAACAAGAAAUGGCAGUUGCUGAUCAAGAGUCGAAGGAAGAGACACCAGGUUUUACUGUUUAUGUAAACCGAAGGCCAACAAGCAUGUCAGAAGUAAUCAAGGACCUUGAAGAUCAAUUCACGGUUAUUUGCAAUGCAGCAAAUGAUGUCUCCAUAUUGUUAGAGGCUAGCAGCACCCAGAACUCAACAAAAUCAAAUGAACUCACAGCCAUGAAAAUGUUGAAUCCAAUAGCUUUGAUGCGAUCUGCUUCAUCUCACUCAUCUUCAUCAAGAUUUUUAAUAAAUUCUUCAAGUUCAAGAGAUGAAGGUUAUGAAAGCAGCAGCGAUAUGUCUGAGGACUCCUGCAUGUUUUCUGGUAGCCAUCAAUCAACCUUGGACAGAUUGUAUGCUUGGGAAAAGAAACUCUAUGAGGAAGUCAGGUCUGGAGAAAAGAUUCGGAUUGCAUAUGAGAAGAAACUUCAGCAACUUAGAAAUCAAGAUGUGAAAGGAGAGGACCCCUCUGCUGUGGAUAAAACAAGGGCAGCAAUUAGAGAUUUGCAUACCCAAAUAAAAGUUUCAAUGCACUCUGUUGAAGCUGUUUCAAAGAGGAUUGAGACUUUAAGGGAUGAAGAGUUGCAGCCUCAACUUGUGGAACUGAUACAAGGGCUAGCAAAGAUGUGGAAAGUCAUGGCAGAGUGUCACCAAUCACAAAAGCAAACCAUAGACGAAGCCAAACUCUUACUAGCAGGUACACCUUCAAAACUGAAUGUGAAGGGGCACUCAUCCAUGCGAGUUGCUGAUUGUCACCAGUUGGCCAGAUCAGCUGCCAAUCUUGAAACAGAGCUGAAGAAUUGGAGAACCUGUUUUGAGUCAUGGAUCACUUCUCAACGAUCCUAUGUCCAUGAAAUAGCUGGCUGGCUCCUGCGUUGUGUGAGGUGUGACACAGAUAUGUCAAAAUUGCCAUUUUCUCCUCGACGCACCAGUGGAACCCUUCCAAUAUUUGGACUUUGCAUCCAAUGGUCAAGGUUUCUUGAUGCUAUUGGAGAGAUGCCCGUGCUUGAUGGAUUAGAUUUUUUUGCAGCUGGGAUGGGUUCUCUUUACGCCCAGCAGCUAAGAGAUGAUUCUCAUAAGGUCCCUAUCGGGUCAAAGAGAUUUGGAACUGGGUUAUCAGAUGAAUCUGGUGGGAACAUGGAAGUGGUGGAGUUUGGACAAGCAGAAGAUGUUAUGACUACAGAGAAACUCGCAGAAGUUGCUAUAAAGGUACUUUGUGCCGGAAUGUCAGUUGCAAUGAGCUCACUGACAGAGUUUGCUAUCAGUUCUGCUAACGGAUACACAGAACUCAUUGAUCAAUGGGAUAAGACCAAGCAACCACAAGGUCAGGGGACAGCAUAGUUUUUGAUAUUUUGUUAGGUAGUUUAAAUUUAAGGUUUUCAACUUCAAUGUAUAUAAUUUGUUAUGACAAGAUAGCAUAGAGUUCUAAAUGUUUCCAUUCUCCUGAUGCUUUGCUCCAUACUACUGGUGACAUGAAGCAAUCAACCUAUCUAAAGCUCACCGAGAAGAUGAGAAUGUGGUACUAUACAACUUCCUAGGAUUUUGUCACUGUUUAACAAAUUGGCUUCUGUAGAAACUUGCGGAUUUACUAGUUUUCAACCCUGAAUGCUAGAGCUGAAACCUUCAACAGUAAGGCAUACAAUGCUUAAUACUGGUUAAGUUUUGUCAAUCCAGGCCUUGGCAAGGAUACUACCAGGCUUUUACAUGACCAAUUCCUGAA
Molecule: messenger RNA, 2892 nt
Organism: Mangifera indica (mango)
Lineage: Eukaryota; Viridiplantae; Streptophyta; Magnoliopsida; Sapindales; Anacardiaceae
Product: protein ALTERED PHOSPHATE STARVATION RESPONSE 1-like
Exons: 5
Coding region: 231-2513 (760 amino acids)
Source: RefSeq, a predicted model, not a curated record